Drosophila yakuba is the source of this 799-nucleotide messenger RNA. RefSeq lists its product as uncharacterized. Bases 218 to 799 code for a protein of 193 amino acids. NCBI's taxonomy places the organism in Eukaryota, Metazoa, Arthropoda, Insecta, Diptera, Drosophilidae. The transcript is spliced from 2 exons. The record is from RefSeq and is a predicted model, not a curated record.
UACAGUUGACAGUAUGAAAUCGAAUUCGAAAUCUCAUCAAAACAAAAAAGGGGCAUACGUUAGAGUAUUUGCAGGGCCAGGGUAUUCACAGGACACGAAGGGCCACGACCAAAUCCUUUGAAAUAUGGCAUGACCAAAGGCAUUUAAAUGGGCGACAAGCCAGCGGGAUGCUUUUCGGCCAGUCCAGUUCCGAUAACCAGAGCUGACAGCCAUUAGGAUGGACUGCAGCGGUGACUUCAACUGCGGAGGCAUGCGUCUGAUAUGCGCGCGACGAUUUCAUUCAUGUCCCGGCUUCAGCUUGGACUCCGGUCUCCUCGAUAUUCCCGUUCCCAGCUCCCAGUUCCAAGUUCCCAGUUGCCAUUCAUUCACCACGCACUUUGAAACCGGAGGAGAUGUGCCAGCGCAAAAAAGACAUGGUCUCUUAUCUACCAAAAGUGGGCCUGACAUCAAGCACUGUAAAAAAGAUUGCACUGUGAUUAGUGCACUGCGGGGUUACAGGGCAAGUGCCCCAGUGUCUGACUCGAUAGUCGGCUCAGCCGAGAGCCUGCGAACGAACGAGCGGAAAACGAGCAGCGGCAUCAGCAGCAGCAGCAGCAGCAGCAGCAGAAUCAGCAUCAGCCAGAAUCCAACGCCUCAUUCGUGUUUGCCGCUUCGUGGGCAACGGACGCUUCCUCGGAACUCAAGUGGAGUGGCGAGCUGUAAAACGGAACCGGAAACGAAAGCGAGUGCGAGUGCGAGAGCGACAGAGAGAGAGAACCAGCCUGUUGACGGUUUGGCGGCGCGUUCGAACCGGAAGUAA